This is a messenger RNA of Lepidothrix coronata (blue-crowned manakin), 1332 nucleotides long. It is a transcript of the gene PITX3, whose product is annotated as paired like homeodomain 3. Lineage: Eukaryota; Metazoa; Chordata; Aves; Passeriformes; Pipridae. The record is from RefSeq and is a predicted model, not a curated record. Gene Ontology annotation, biological process: regulation of transcription by RNA polymerase II; anatomical structure morphogenesis. The transcript is spliced from 4 exons. Gene Ontology annotation, molecular function: RNA polymerase II cis-regulatory region sequence-specific DNA binding; DNA-binding transcription factor activity, RNA polymerase II-specific. The coding region runs from base 205 to 1083 and encodes 292 amino acids. Gene Ontology annotation, cellular component: nucleus.
GCCUCCGCCCUCCCCGUGAGCAGCGGGCCGGCAGCGAGGCGCAGAGUGGCCGGGCAGCCGGGAGGAUUUACUUUCUGACAGCGGCAGAGCAGCCCGGGCCGCGGGGCGGGGGUCAGCUUCGCCGCUCUCUCAGGAUUAAGACCGCCCAGCCGAGCACUCAUCUGGAGCCGCUAUUCCUCCUCCUCUACCACCCAUCCCUGCCCCAUGGAUUUCAACCUUCUGGCAGACGCGGAGGCUCGCAGCCCAGCCUUGUCUCUCUCGGACUCUGGAACUCCUCAACACGAGCACAGCUGCAAAGGGCAGGACCACAGUGACACAGAGAAGUCCCAGCAAAACCAGACGGACGACUCCAACCCUGAAGACGGCUCGCUCAAGAAGAAGCAGCGGAGGCAGAGGACGCACUUCACCAGCCAGCAGCUCCAAGAGCUGGAAGCCACUUUCCAGAGAAACCGUUACCCAGACAUGAGCACCAGGGAGGAGAUUGCAGUCUGGACCAACUUGACAGAGGCACGAGUCCGGGUCUGGUUCAAAAACCGCAGAGCUAAAUGGAGGAAACGAGAGAGGAACCAACAGGCUGAACUGUGCAAGAACAGCUUUGGAGCCCAGUUCAAUGGACUGAUGCAGCCUUAUGAUGACGUGUAUUCCAGCUAUUCCUACAACAACUGGGCCACCAAGGGGCUUGCCACCAGCCCGCUCUCAGCCAAGAGCUUUCCAUUCUUCAACUCCAUGAAUGUCAGUCCCCUCUCCUCCCAGCCCAUGUUCUCCCCACCCAGCUCCAUCACCUCAAUGACCAUGCCUUCCUCCAUGGUCCCUUCUGCAGUGACAGGAGUACCAGCCUCUAGCCUCAACAACCUGGGAAACAUCAACAACCUGAACAGCCCGAGCCUCAACUCUGCUGUCUCAUCCAGUGCCUGUCCUUACGCCUCAACAGCCAGCCCCUACAUGUACAGGGACACAUGCAACUCCAGCCUGGCCAGCCUGCGGCUGAAGGCCAAGCAGCACGCCAACUUCACCUACCCGGCAGUGCAGACGGCAGCUUCCAACCUGAGCCCUUGCCAAUAUGCUGUGGACAGGCCUGUAUGAAGGGCUGCCCUCUGCCAACCAGGGACUUGACCUUAGCCUGACAAAAGGAGACCUUUAGCCCUACAACAGCGUACAUCCUGCAGAGAAUGAGAGCGAACAUGAGAGCAUAAGAGGGAGAGGGAGAGAGAGAGAGAGAAGUGAGCAGGCAGACAAACCUUUACAAAGAUUUGUCUAUCGUAUGGUGAAUUUUGACUGUCUUUCCCCUUCAAAACCCCUUCCCUUCUUGCCUACUAAAACUCCUCCUCCUCC